Brenthis ino (lesser marbled fritillary) is the source of this 291-nucleotide messenger RNA. The record is from the annotation of a GenBank genome assembly. NCBI's taxonomy places the organism in Eukaryota, Metazoa, Arthropoda, Insecta, Lepidoptera, Nymphalidae.
AUGCGAAAAUAUAUCAGUUGCCUCUUCCUCCUCGUAGUGGUCGCUUUGGUUAGCAGCAGAGCUCCACAUUAUGAUAUAAAUGACGCUCCAGGUUUGUUCGAGAAAUUUAUGAAGGCCUACAGUCGGCAUUAUAAGGAUGAAGAAGAUAAACAAGUUCACUAUGAAGCUUUCGUUGAAAGCUUAAAGAUGAUUAACGAAUUAAAUGAAAAUUCAGACUCUACUAUAUAUGACAUAAAUGAUUUCGCCGAUUAUACGGCAGAAGAAAAGGAGAAAGUGCAUGGUUUCAAUUCA